Fundulus heteroclitus (mummichog) is the source of this 2182-nucleotide messenger RNA. RefSeq names its product ubiquitin specific peptidase 30 (gene usp30). Bases 259 to 1698 code for a protein of 479 amino acids. Gene Ontology annotation, cellular component: cytosol; nucleus. Gene Ontology annotation, biological process: protein deubiquitination. The record is from RefSeq and is a predicted model, not a curated record. Gene Ontology annotation, molecular function: cysteine-type endopeptidase activity; cysteine-type deubiquitinase activity. NCBI's taxonomy places the organism in Eukaryota, Metazoa, Chordata, Actinopteri, Cyprinodontiformes, Fundulidae. The transcript has 13 exons.
CAAGCUAGUUAGUGGCCGGGUCAGAUCUCAGCAGGACGGCUGCAGGUGUCGGUCAGUAGGCCGCCGGCGUCCGUGUACGGCCAAGAGAGCGAACACGCAGUCUGAUUUAAAUGCCUCUAAACCUCACACCCGAGUGUCUUUAGAGACACUUCCACGCGUUUACUUUUUAUUUGGCGACAGCGUCUGGAUGUUUUACAUUUGUGAAGUCGGUGUAGUGUGCGUAGGGGAGCCCGGCCUCGUCGGUGUGUUUGGAACAAGAUGAUUAAAAACUGGAGUGUCAUCGGAGGGAUUGCGGCGGCCAUUGCAGCGGGAGUGUACGUGCUGUGGGGCCCGAUUACCGAGAGGAAGAAGAGGAAGAGAGGUAUGGUCCCGGGUCUGUUGAACUUAGGCAACACCUGCUUCUUGAACUCUCUGCUCCAGGGUUUGGCAGCAUGUCCGUCUUUCGUCGGGUGGCUGGAGAGAUUUUCAGGUCUGCCCUCGAUCCAGUCAUGCAAAGACAACCAGCUGUCCUCCACUCUGCUACAGCUGCUCAAAGCUCUGUCCAGUGAGGAGCCUGGAGACGAGGAUGUCCUAGAUGCUGGAUGCCUUCUGGAUGUCCUCAGACUGUACCGCUGGCACAUCAGCUCAUUUGAAGAGCAGGAUGCACACGAACUCUUUCAUGUCCUCACGUCUUCUCUAGAGGAGGAGCGAAAUCGGCAGCCCAAAGUCACGCAUUUGUUCGACAUGCAGUCGCUGGAGUCUCCUCCUGAUGAAGAGAAAACCGUGGCCUGCAUAAGUCGAGCUCCUCUUCAUCCGAUCCCGGGUCCCUGGAAGUUCCACCAUCCCUUUCACGGCCGUCUAACCAGCAACAUGUCGUGCAAACGCUGCAACAUUCAAAGUCCAGUACGAUAUGACUCAUUUGAGAGCCUCUCUCUGUCCAUCCCUCUUCCUCAGUGGGGUCGGCCUCUCUCUCUAGAUCAGUGUUUGCAGCACUUUAUUUCGUCAGAGACGAUCAAAGAGGUGGAGUGUGAAAACUGCACAAAGCUGCAACAAAGCACGACGAGGAACGGCCAGGUUUUAGAAAGCCAGAGGACGACGUUUGUUAAACAGCUGAAACUUGGAAAGCUCCCUCAGUGCCUCUGCAUACAUCUACAAAGACUGACGUGGUCCAGCGAAGGGACGCCCAUCAAGCGACAGGAGCACGUCCAGUUCGCAGAGUAUCUAUCCAUGGAUCGCUACAAACACAACAGCUCCACACAGAGGAGUCAGCGCUUCACGUCUGCUCCCAAAGCCAUAAAGACAGAAAGCCUGGACGGCUCCACAGAACGGCUGAAAGCUAACGGCAGCGAUGCAGAGCACCACCACAACAACAACAACAACAAACCUUUUUCUAACGGAACCUGUUCUUCCGUGUUUCUCCUCUCUUCUGGUUUGAGCCCACAGCUCGGCCUCACGUACGACUUCAGCUCCGCGGAGUAUUUAUUCCAGCUCCAGGCGGUGUUGGUUCACCACGGGGACAUGCACUCGGGACAUUUCGUCACCUACCGCCGCAGCCCUCCCUCGGCCUGCAGCGCCUCGCCCUUCAGCGGCCAGUGGCUGUGGGUGUCGGACGACUCCGUGCGCAAAGCCAGCCUGCAGGAGGUGCUGUCUUCCAGCGCGUACAUGCUCUUCUACGAGAGGGUGCGAAGGCCAGGCCUCAGCUCACCAUCGGACAAGUAGUCGGUACCCGGCAGCCGGACUGAUCUCCGCCUUUAUGCAGAAACUACGUGGUUACCAACGGGUUGCUUUUCCGCUGUAGCUUUUGCAUCCCGGGGUCUCGCAGCGUUGCGUUGUAACGGACACCGCCUGCCGCCCGGAUGCUCACAGCAGGAGGCGGGUAAUCCCAAAGAUAAAGGACAGCAGGAUUUCUCUCGGAGCAUCAUGGGUCAUUUAAGCUACUUCUCUUUACUGCGUUGAACUGUUUCCUGUAACAGACAGUGUGAAAAAGGAGUACCUGAGAGCGCCCUGUGAUUACACUGUCAAGGACUGGAGUUUUUAAAGCUAUUUUUGUUGGCUUUGUAAUCAAGCAGUGGUGUAAAUAUAAAAGGAAUACCCAGUCAGAUGUUCCUGUUAAUAUGUCCACAAUUAUUUGAAGUACAGACAAAAAGAGAAGUUAAGGAGACGUUACUUCAAAGCUGUUACAUUAAAAGACGAGUUAAAACGC